AUCUUCCAUUGGUUCUAUUGGACACUUUUGGCAGGUGCUUUAUUAUUUGCGUUACAGUGCAAUGGCUUUAGGAAGAAAAAAUGCGACUCGUCUCCCACCUGAAGUUAACAGGAUAUUGUUGGUAAAAAACUUGCCGUAUAACAUAUCAGCAGAAGAAAUGUAUGAUAUUUUUGGGAAGUAUGGUGCUAUCCGUCAAAUUCGUAUUGGUAACACUCCUGAAACUAAAGGCACUGCUCUGGUUAUUUACGAAGAUAUCUUCGACGCUAAAAAUGCCUGUGAUCAUCUCAGUGGUUUCAAUGUGUGCAAUCGAUACCUUGUAGUUUUAUAUUACCAGAGGAAUAAGCAAUUUAAGAAAACUGAUGUUGAUAAGAAGAAGGAAGAAUUGGACCGUUUGAAGGCAAAGUAUGGUUUAAAUACUCCGAAGGUGAAAUAAUAAUGUUGUCAUUUGUGAACAACUGUCCGAUGAAUUAUCUUCAUCUGAAUUCUUCGAAUGUGUGCGUGUGUGUGUAUUACACACGAAGUUGUAA
This is a messenger RNA of Trichobilharzia szidati, 527 nucleotides long. NCBI's taxonomy places the organism in Eukaryota, Metazoa, Platyhelminthes, Trematoda, Strigeidida, Schistosomatidae. The record is from the annotation of a GenBank genome assembly.